AUGCCGAAACAAUCUAUGAGUAUUGAAAAUGCAGGAAAUCAUCGAUGUGAUCUACCUGGCGGACAUUGUACAUUUAAUAAUUAUGCAACCAAAAAAACUUUGGCUAAUAGUAGUUUUGAAAUAGCAUUACUCGUAACAAAUGCUGUUCAAUUAAAAACUCUUCUUGGUCAUAAAACAAAUGAAGAUACACUCUGGUACGUUGGUCUUAUACUUGUUUGUGUCUCAUUAUUUAUUCAAGUUAUAAAUGCAUGUAUAUUGGUUUUAUUGGGUACUGAUGAUAUAUCAAAAGAACGACGACAACAUCGUUUAGUAUUAUUAAAUAAUUUUUCACUUAUAUUAUCUGUUAUUUUAGCUAUUGUAAAUGUUGUUCUUAAUGUAAUUGUUGCUGUUGAUCCACAAAUUCUAUCACAAGCACUGAAUGGUACUAAAUCAGUUUAA
Molecule: messenger RNA, 438 nt
Organism: Rotaria sp. Silwood1
Lineage: Eukaryota; Metazoa; Rotifera; Eurotatoria; Philodinida; Philodinidae
Source: the annotation of a GenBank genome assembly